Messenger RNA from Zea mays, 2909 nucleotides. RefSeq lists its product as uncharacterized. NCBI's taxonomy places the organism in Eukaryota, Viridiplantae, Streptophyta, Magnoliopsida, Poales, Poaceae. The record is from RefSeq and is a predicted model, not a curated record. The transcript has 2 exons. Bases 63 to 680 code for a protein of 205 amino acids.
CACAUGGUAUUUCUCUCUCUCGACUCUUUCUUCUCCCUACGGGUUGCUUGCCAGCCGAGCCAAUGCAGUCAUGCCUGUCGUUCGUUCUCCCCACGACUGCUCGCGUCUCUGCCACCGCGCCCAGUCCUGCCUGCUUGCCGUUGCUCUCAGCCUCACCCACGUCCGAUCUGUUUCCUCCAUCUCGCGUCCGUUUCUUCUUGCGAUCAAUGCAGCCGCCAUUAAUGGCCGGAAACGGAAGCUUCAAUGCGUUCAAUCAGCCGCCGCAACUUAAUUCUCCCCUAUGUGAUUCUCUCCUUUUCCCAGCUAUAAAGCGUGCUCGCCAGCCCUCAUUUCCAAAGCCUCAACGCUCAAUCUCUGCUCUCCUCCUCGCACACGCUUGCACAGCCUCUGUCAACGCUGUUCUGUACACUGCCGCUGCUCGCCGGUGCCGAGUUUCUUCGCCGACGCGCUGCCGCGAUGCCACUCGAAGUUGUCGCCGUUUGGACGUCGCUGUAAUUCGUCCAGGAUUCCUCUACUGCACGCCUAGAACCUCGCCUCUCGACCACCUCCCAUCGUGCUUGCCCCAGUUCUGCUGUUGCCGCAUCCUGAGGUGCGUGUACCUAUUAGAGGCUGAUUGUGUGAUAGAGGAUCCAAAUUCCUUUGAGGAAGACCCACAUGACCAUUUCGAGCAAGGCAAGUAGAUUCUCCAUCUACAUUUCUAUUUGUACCCAAGUAAUGCAUAUAAUAAUGUUUACUUUUCGGAUAUUUGCAUAAUUUGAUGGGAUUUGCCUAAAUAGGAUUCCCUAGAAGUACCAACCAUAUUCCUUGAUUAUCUUGGGAUAAAUGCUAUGCUUAGUAAUUUUUGCUAUUGCUCAACUUGACAAUUAAGAUGUCACUCUUUUAAUGAUACUAUGUUCCGGAAAUGAAGUUUAUAUUAUGAUGUUAACCCGAUGGUUAAACAAGAUCAUUUCGUAUUAAAUGGAACAUGGAGUGACCAUCCAGGAUAACAGUGCAACCACGAGUGCUAUAAUGGCUCUAGCUUUGGUAAUUAGCUCUAUAGACUUAGUGCUUAGCAACCGUACCUGAAAGAUGGGCAAGAGGGGGCGGCAGUGGUUUGGUGGCAGCUCAUGUUAACAUGGGGUGGUAGUCUUGGCUAAGUUACCUCGCCCAGAGGGCCAUCAAUACUGACGUGGAAACCUUAGCGGGUGGCUUUGUACUAAGGAUAUUUUGUGAAAGCCUCAUAGUGGAUCCCUAGCCAUUCACCUAGGAAGUGUUUACGGGUCCGAUCAACCUAGGCUAGAUGGUAUAUACGGCUUGUGGGUAAAGUUGUAACACCUCUGCAGAGUGUAAAACUGAUAUGUCAGUCGUGCCCACGGUUAAGAGCAACCUAGACCCUCACAUGAUAAUCGAACGUAAAGAUGGAAAAUAAAUUGUGAUCCUAUGAUCCACAAGUGGUUUGCUUAAGUGAUUUCACUUAAGUGUUUUGAGAUAUAAUCAUGUACUUAUGUUUAAUUGGGAAUUUUGGGAUACACUUACAAUUAGUAAGUCAGGCGUUGCUAAUAAAAUAUUGAUCAACUAAAAUGCUUACCGCAUAUCCAUAGUCUACCUUGUUAACUUUGCAUUAUUCCUCCCACCUGCUAAGCCCCGACCAUAAGUGAGCUCACCCCUUGCUAAUAUUUUGAUCAGAGGGUGAUGAUGAAGACAUUUUAGAUGACGUUGAUGAAUAUUGAGUCUAACGAUGUGUCAGUCAACUUCCUGUGGAAGAGUGUCCAUGUUUAAUUCCGUCGUACUUUGAUAAUGAUACUUGUUAAGAUACUGUGAUCUGGAUGAUGUAAUAAAGUUACUCUACUCCCUUUUACGCCUUUAUUGCAUUGUCUUUUGAUAUAUUACACUUGUGACGUCAAUAUAUGUGUGGAAAAUGGAUCUUGGCACACCUAUGCUAUGCAUUUGGUUUUGCCCAAAAACCGGGUGUGACAACGAACCACCUUUGUACAAAAUUACAAUCAUGCCCCUCAAGAUUUUACAUACAUCAUUUACAAAUGACAUUAGGUCAACAUUGUAUUUUCUCCUUUCUUUGCUAUGGACGUCUUUCCUUCGUCGUGUGAAAGCCUCUCCGUGCCAAAGCUUGUAGCUUUGAGUUUUAUCCUUUCCGACCGUGUGUGCUGAGCGAAGCUUUUUCCCUUGCGCUACUUUGGCUUUUGUCGAUAGCUCUUUGGAUGAGGCUUAGCUUCGUCUGAUGUUAGUUGUGUACCUAAAACACAUUUGUUUACUCGGAAACAAAGGUUAUUUGAGGACCUUCGGUAAAGGUAGACCACCAACUGUAGCCCCUUGCGGGAUGAGUUCGGUCAUUCAUAACGAGCUUAGAUUGCAAAUAAUAUUAUUGGGACGCCUUGCGGCGAAGGUCCAAAAAACACCUUCCCGAAGUUCGUUAUGAAUCGAGAGCACGAGAUCACUCUGACUGGUGGGGUUUGGUGCUCAGUGAGUGUAACGGUUAAAUUUCGAAAGUUGCCCAUAUUAAAGGAACAGUACCCGACAACAUUUUACUUGGUAUAUGUUGCUUACACUUGCUACCAAAGCUCUCCACUACUUUUGAACUAGCCUUAGCCAGUUGCAAAGCUCAUACUUUUUGCUAGAGAUGGCCGAGGAAGAAACUGUCCUAGGGGUGCUCUUGGCACCAUCGUCAGAUGCGCAAGAGACGAGGGUUGAGAACUUGCCUACAGCAGUAGAAGUUACGGUCUCUCAGGCCGAAGCUAGAGUCGAGGAUCCAUUUGAGGAUACUGAUGAUAUUGAUAUUGAGGAAGACAACACUACAUCCUACGAAGCCAAGUCACGUGAACUACGAAAAAUCAAGGAUCAGGGAGGACACAUUGAGGUACUUAACCGCUUUGGUUAUAUUGACAAUGUUGAUUGGGUGCAACUAGGAGGCGAUG